Molecule: messenger RNA, 1735 nt
Organism: Branchiostoma belcheri (Belcher's lancelet)
Lineage: Eukaryota; Metazoa; Chordata; Leptocardii; Amphioxiformes; Branchiostomatidae
Product: dipeptidyl peptidase 1-like
Exons: 8
Coding region: 311-1663 (450 amino acids)
Cellular component (GO): lysosome
Molecular function (GO): cysteine-type endopeptidase activity
Source: RefSeq, a predicted model, not a curated record
AGUUAAAGUCGUGCUGGUCUUUUACGACUUGUAUUUUCACCUUAUUCCUUAAUUACCAGGUGAGCUGAAGUAACGUUUUUCUCCGCGGCCCUGUGGUUUGGCAGUUUCCCAAGAGUUACCGUUAAAUUUCAAAAGACAACGGUUAGAUUCAAAAUUUGAACGGACCUUCGCCAAGCAUAACAUCGGGAAAUAGCCUUUUUACAGUUGCUGCAGUCUUUUAUCCCUAGGACAACCGUUAAAUUUGAAAAGCCGACCGUUACAUUUGAAAACUUAAAGGCCGUUCUCUAGGCUUACCAUCGAGAAGUUCGCCAUGGCAGCGGUACUGAUGCUGGUGAUGUUGUCCGGCCUAACGGUGGCCUGGGCCGACACACCGGCCAACUGUUCAUGGAGCCAAGUCGCUGGACUCUGGGAAAUACACGUAGGACAGGGUGGUAACGACAACCGGUUGAAGUGUAGCGGCUUCUCGCCUGUGGAAGUGUUCCAACUGAACCUCCUGUUUCCGGAUGUUGUGUUGGACGAGGACGGCAAUAAGGGCUUCUGGACCAUGAUCUACAACCAGGGCUUCGAGAUGGUCAUCAACCAGAGGAAAUACUUCGCCUUUUCAUCGUAUAUACAGGAAGGCGGCGUUUACAAAAGUUUCUGCAACACAACGUUCGCAGGGUGGUCACAUGACCUCCUGGGAAAUGACUGGUCCUGUUACUAUGGCAUCCAACUGAAAUCUGGUGUCUCGGAUGUAGACCCUGUCACAACUCGCUUGAUGCCACAGGUUGACCAAAAGUGGACGGACAGGAAUGACACUGCCUUCGUCAAAGCAAUAAACAGUGCACAAAGGUCAUGGAAGGCAGUGACCUACCCAGAAUCCCACGGGUCCAAUAUGGCGUCCAUGGCAACAUUCCCCCAGAGCUAUCCGUCACCGGUUGCUAUGGACGAAGCAACAAGAAUAGCUAUAAGUCACCUGCCGAAGGAGUUCGACUGGAGAAACGUCAACGGUCAGAAUUUUGUCCCCGAGGUCAGGGAACAAGGCGACGGGUGCGGCAGCUGCUACGCGCAGGUCACGGCAACAGCUUUGGAAUCACGUAUUCAAAUCAUGACCAACAACACCCUCAAGGUUACUAUGUCGCCUCAGGACAUAGUGAGCUGCUGUGAGUACUCGCAAGGCUGCCUUGGGGGUUUUCCGUACCUCACUGCCAAGUACGCGCAAGACUUCGGCAUGGUCGAGGAGCGGUGUAACCCCUACCACGGACACGCUACACCCUGCAUGCCGUACCACGCUGAUUGUAGGAGAUAUUACGCCGAGGAUUACCACUAUAUUGGAGGGUAUUACGGCGCGAGUAACGAAGGUUUGAUGAUGUUAGAGCUGGUAAAGAAUGGACCAAUCACAGCCGGUUUCCAGGUGUAUGACGACUUCCGGCACUACAGUUCCGGAAUAUAUAUCCACACAGGUCUCCAGAACGGCUGGAAUCCCUGGAAGGUCACUGAUCACGUGGCCGUGUUCAUAGGAUAUGGCGUUGACGCAACUUCCGGUGAGAAGUACUGGAUCGGACAGAACACGUGGGGCACGGACUGGGGCGAGCUGGGAUACUUCAAAAUCCGCCGGGGAACCAACGAGGUCAACAUUGAGUCCAUAGGUGUCGCCAUGACACCUAUCGUGCCCAUGCCAUAAACUCUUAAAGGCAUCUGAUGCAAUUUCAGGGCAGGAAACUGGAGAUAUUCUGAAUUAGGCAAUUUGUAUUGU